AAAAAGUUAGGGGUUUGCAGAAAGGAACGGUCCCACGACUGGACGCAAAGGAGUUGGGGCAAGCCUACUCUGUUCUGAAAACGAUUCUGUUUCAUAGCCGUGAAAGCAGGAGAAUAUGACAAUUCUCUCAUGUGUUUUUUAGUAGAAUUUAUCAAUGUUAAGUUGUGGCGGAUUUUUUUCUGAAAAUGAAUAAAAACUUGAAAAGGCUCGCGGCAGGGUUGGUGCUCGUAACCCUGUGUAUCGCAGUCCAAGAGGCAGAAUCAGCGGCGUGUCACGGCUGUGCUUCGGGAUCGAAGUGUGACUGCAGCGGAGUGAAAGGGGUCAAGGGAGAGAGGGGGUUCCCGGGACUGCAGGGUCAGCCUGGCGUGCCUGGUUUCCCCGGACCUGAGGGCCCAAUCGGACCCCGGGGCGAGAAGGGCGAUGACGGACCUCAAGGGCCAUCAGGUCCAAAAGGAAUCAGGGGACCUCCGGGACUGCCCGGAUUCCCAGGAACGCCAGGAAUUCCAGGUCUCCCUGGACAGGACGGACCUCCGGGCCCCAGGGGACUCGCAGGAUGCAACGGGACAAAGGGUGAGAGAGGUUUCCCAGGAUUACCAGGGUACCCUGGACUGGAGGGCCGGCCGGGUCAACCUGGCGCUCCAGGCCCAAAGGGUGACCCAGGUGAAAUCAUCUCCAGUUCCCAGUUUGGAGCAAAAGGAGGUGUCGGUCUUCCUGGGCCACCUGGAGCUCCUGGCAACCCAGGCCCCCCAGGACUGUCAGGUCCUGUCGGGCCCCCCGGCCCCAGAGGUUAUGAGGGACGUCCCGGACCUCCUGGUCCUCCCGGACCUAAGGGAAAUAUGGGGUUGAACUUCCAAGGACCCAAAGGAGACAAGGGUGAUUCUGGUGUGCAGGGUCCUCCUGGGCCACCAGGACAGGUGGGGGAACAGAAGAAACCCCCCGAGUCAGAGAUUCAGAGAGGAGAGAAGGGCGAUCAAGGUUUACCUGGUGCAGUUGGUGAUCGUGGUUUCCCAGGACCCCCUGGUCCAGCUGGCGGGAACAAGGGAGACAAAGGCGAGCCCGGAGAACCAGGAAAACGGGGCAAGCCCGGGAAAGAUGGCGAUCCGGGCCCUCCCGGGUUUCCUGGUGUUAAAGGAGAUCCAGGCAGCCCCGGUCUUCCGGGCCGGGACGGUGACAGGGGUGACAAGGGAGAGCGUGGGUUCCCUGGUCCUCCAGGCGAGGUGUAUGACCAGCCUCUGGGCCCACCGCGUGUGGGACCCAAAGGAGAGCCAGGUUUUAGCGGGGCCCCGGGAAGGAAAGGAGAACGAGGAGGACCGGGUCUCCCGGGUCCUGAAGGUCGACCGGGACCCCCGGGUUUUGGAGGUCCAGGUCUGCCUGGUCCCCCUGGCUAUCCAGGAGAAAGGGGUCAGAAGGGAGACGAGGGCCAGCCAGGUGUCUCUCUCGCCGGGCCCCCAGGACAAAGUGGCGCUCCAGGGUUCCCAGGGCCUCCAGGACCUCCCGGUCCCCCGGGUACCUCUUCAGGGAAUGGAGAAUGUCCAGGGGUCCCUGGGUUACCAGGAAAACAAGGGGAAGCAGGUUACCAGGGAGAAACUGGACAGAAAGGUGAAAAGGGAGAGAAGUGCGUGAACUGUUUCUCCAACGGCCUUGCCGUCCCUGGACCACCCGGCCCACCCGGACCUCCUGGGUUCCCAGGUGGAUCAGGAUUCCAAGGGGCUAAAGGUGACAGAGGAUAUCCUGGUGAUCCUGGCCCUGCAGGUCCUUCUGGUUUGCCCGGCACCCCCGGUGUUCCCGGGCCUCCUGGAGAGAAGGGUGACCCAGGAGAUGCUAUCCCUGUCGACGGGGUGAAAGGCGAUAAAGGAGACACUGGGUUCCCCGGACCCCCGGGCCUGCCUGGCCUGGAUGGGAGACCCGGUCGCGAUGGAGUUCCUGGACCUCCUGGUCCCAAAGGAACAUCUGGUUCUCUGUCAGUGAAGGGGGAGCGAGGGCCUCCAGGUGAGCCUGGUCUGCAGGGUCUCCCUGGUGAUAGGGGUGUCCCCGGUGCCCCAGGAUUCGGCCCGCAGGGUCCCCCUGGAGAGAAGGGUGUCCAGGGUGUCUCAGGCAGAAGUGGAGUACCUGGACCACCAGGACCAAAAGGUGAGCCGGGGCAAACGGUCGCAGAAAAGGGUCAGUCAGGACCACGAGGACAAGAUGGAGACCCCGGUCUACCUGGAAAUCCAGGAAAUCCUGGUGCAACAGGACAGCCUGGUCUCAAUGGAUUGCCAGGUUCCAAGGGGGACCCCGGACUCCCAGGCAUAGGACUGCCAGGACCCCCCGGACCUAAAGGAUUCCCUGGUACACCUGGUGUACCAGGUAUUCCCGGAGGUCCAGGACGACCAGGAGUGGACGGUCUCCCAGGUCAGCCUGGUUUACCUGGACCCAAAGGAGAACCAGGGUUUGGGUUGCCAGGUCCUCAGGGCCCUCCCGGAAUACCCGGAAAUAAAGGAAUAUCUGGACCCAAAGGAGACCCUGGUUUUCCUGGCAACCCCGGCCCGCCUGGUCGAUCCGGCUUUGAUGGCACACCAGGACCCAAAGGUGACCCUGGACUUCCAGGUCCACCCGGGGCCCGCGGCCCUCCCGGACCACCUUCAUUUGGCCCUCCGGGCAACCCCGGCCCGCCUGGACCUCCUGGGCCUAUGGGUUCUCCAGGGUAUGCAGGCACCCCCGGAUUGAAAGGAGAUCCCGGUCCUCCUGGCCAGGGCAUUCCAGGGUUGCCUGGUGAAAGAGGAAAUCCCGGUUUCCCCGGCGGCCCUGGUGGACCUGGACCUCAGGGUAACCCUGGCAAUCCCGGUCGCGACGGACUUCCUGGCCUUCCUGGGUCUAAAGGAGACAUGGGAGUGAUGGGAGCUCCUGGACCCCUAGGAACUCCUGGAGUUCCUGGAGUGCCUGGCUUCCCUGGACCUAAAGGUGAAGACGGUUUCCCAGGGCGACCUGGUGGGCCUGGUGGUUCAGGUUCAAAGGGAGACAGAGGAGAUCCCGGUCUUCCUGGACCCCCAGGACCAAGCUACCCCGCAGAACAACUGAAAGGAAAUAAAGGAGAGCCCGGAGCACCAGGUUUGGGUGGUCUCCCGGGUCAGAAGGGUAUUCCGGGUCUGCCUGGAGACCCGGGCCAACCAGGAGAGGACGGAAGACCUGGGAUACCUGGACCACAAGGUCCCAAAGGAGACCCCGGUUUCCCCGGAAGUCCUGGUGUACCAGGACCCCCUGGAUCUAAAGGCAACAUGGGAGAAAUGGGUUUCCCAGGACCCUCUGGAGCUAAAGGAACACCAGGUCUUCCUGGUCGGUCGGGCACCCCGGGCAACCCAGGAGUACCGGGGCCCCCUGGAGCAAAAGGAGACCCUGGUACCCCCGGCUUUGGUAUCCCAGGACCUCCAGGGCCCAAGGGUGAUCCUGGUCAGCAAGGUUUUCCCGGAGAAAGCGGAACAAGAGGACUGCCUGGAUCACCAGGUCUUCCAGGCUUUCCUGGAGCUCCAGGAUCCAAGGGUGAAUCAGGCCUCCCAGGAUUCCAAGGAUCUCCUGGUAUUCCCGGACCUAAGGGUCAGGAUGGUAUCCCUGGUAAUCCCGGUCCCAGUGGCCCCCCAGGCCGACCGGGAGAGAAUGGCCGCCCAGGACAAUCUGGAUUGCCAGGCGACAAAGGGCAGGCAGGACGCGAUGGAAUCCCAGGACCAGCAGGAGUCAAAGGAGACCCAGGUCCUCCUGGUUUUGGUGUUCCUGGCCCUCCUGGUCUCCCAGGGUUACCGGGUGCUAAGGGGGAUUUCGGUCCCCCUGGUCCUUCCGGUAGCCCAGGCCUCCCUGGUCAGAAAGGGGAAGUGGGUUUCCCUGGAAUUCCUGGGUCCCCUGGCAGCAUUGGGCCCCCUGGUCCACCAGGUUUAGCCCUCCAGGGUCCCAAAGGUAACCCUGGACCUCCUGGCCCACCUGGAAGAGCAGGUCCCGAAGGUCUUCCAGGUCCUCCCGGUCCUGAGGGUGUACGUGGGCCUGCCGGCAGUGGCGGAACUAAAGGCGAGAAGGGAAUCUCCGGAGCUCCCGGAUUGCCUGGUUUCCCCGGAGCGAAGGGAGACACAGGACUUGCUGGAUAUCCGGGUACUCCUGGCCUUCCGGGACCCAGUGGGCAAAAGGGAGACAGUGGACUUCCCGGCGUUCCCGGAUUCCCAGGACAAAAGGGAGAUUCUGGAUUUCCCGGAUCAUCAGGUACUCCUGGUGAACCUGGUGACCAGGGACCACCGGGACCCCCUGGUGAAUCAAUGGUUGCUCCGGCCCCCAUAGUUACGAAAGGAGAGCGGGGGCCCCCCGGAAUCACAGGUCUACCAGGUGUCCGGGGUCCUCCGGGGCCCGGUGGACAAGAUGGACUCCCAGGUCAGCCCGGCCAGCCUGGACCCCCCGGCCCCGACGGCCCCCCAGGAUUCAGCGGAGCCCCCGGCCGCAAGGGAGAUUCAGGACCAGCCGGUCAGCCGGGUGAGCGUGGGUACCCAGGGCCCCCUGGGUCAGAUGGUCCCCAGGGACCUCCGGGUCCUUCCGGGACAGCUUUGGUGGCCCACGGCUUCCUGAUUUCCAGACACAGCCAAGCCGACGAGGUCCCAAUAUGCCCAGAAGGAACCAGCCUGAUUUACGAUGGUUACUCUCUACUCUACGUACAGGGCAACGAGAGGGCCCACGGGCAGGACCUGGGUACUGCUGGCAGUUGUCUGCGUCGGUUCAGCACCAUGCCAUUCAUGUUCUGCAACAUAAACAAUGUAUGUAACUUCGCCUCCCGCAACGACUACUCCUACUGGUUGUCCACGCCCACGCCCAUGCCCAUGAACAUGGCCCCCAUCACCGGAGACGCCAUAAAACCUUACAUCAGCAGGUGCGCGGUGUGUGAGGCCCCUGCCAUGGUGAUUGCCAUACACAGUCAGACUAUUCAGAUCCCCAACUGCCCACAACAGUGGGAAACUCUGUGGAUCGGAUACUCCUUCAUGAUGCACACCAGUGCCGGCGCUGAGGGUUCGGGUCAGGCCCUAGCCUCGCCCGGCUCCUGUCUAGAAGAGUUCCGGAGCGCUCCAUUCAUCGAGUGUCACGGACGGGGCACCUGCAACUACUACGGCAACUCUUACAGUUUCUGGUUGGCCACCGUCGACCAAUCCGAAAUGUUCAGGAAGCCACAGUCAGAAACACUGAAGGCGGGCAACCUGCGGACACGUGUUAGCCGCUGCGUGGUGUGCAUGAAGAGGACGUAACAGCGCGGCGCAAACCCGUUGCCGUGGACCACCGGGAACAACCAUAACCACCGGCCACGGCGAUGAUGAGAACGUCUACGUGACGAUACUGUGGGUGUUCCAACGCCACAGUGUCUUCUGGAAACGACAACAUAACUGGUGCUACUGUGCAACACAGCAACAAAAGAAAAAAAACUUUUAAAAAAUGAAUCUAUUUAGUAUUUUCUUCCUUCUUACCUCAAGUAUGUCAAACAGAAAAAUCCGAAAAAGUGCCAUUGCGGACGAGUGACGAAGUGCAUUUUGUUUUCAUUUUAUUUUCUCUCAUUUGAAGAGAUGUCUUUAUAAUUUUAUUUUUAUCAAGUUAGAAUUUUGGUACAGUACAGAUGGAUCAAACAUUUUGUUUUUAAACAGAUGUGCUCUUUUUCUUCCUUUUUUUCUUUUUUCUUUCUAUGGAGUGGAGUUGUUUCCACAUUACCAAAUCGGCACUUUGACCUCGGAACAUCAAAGAGAAGAGACGCACUGAUGAGCUUUCUAGGCUUUUAUUUUCAAACCAAUCUUUCCAUCAUUCUUUUAUUUUGUUUUGUUCUUCUUGGUGGUACUAACACUCUUGUGUUUCUCCCAGCCUGUUAACGCUAGGCCUCUUUCAACUUUUUUGUAAGAAAUUCAAUGUGUAUAUUAUGUGAAACACCUUUUUAGUGACAUAAAACAGGUACUUCGUUAUAUUAUCAAUUUCUGGGUUAUUUUUGUUUGUUCACUUGGCUUCACUUAUUUCAUUGAUUCUUGCAUUCGUUCAUUCACAGACACUCUCAUUCACUUGCUCACAGAUAUUGUACAAAGUAUGGCAUCUAUAAAUGAAACAGUAUUUUAUAUAUAUAAAUAUAUAUAUAUUAAAAAAGAAAGAAAAAAUAUAUAAACUUUAUUUGGCAGUGGACAGGAGGUUUUUUCAUAAUUCAUAAUUUUUCUCUGCAAAAGGUAAUCUUUUUUCACAUUUCACAAAAUGACAGACCUUUGUCGUGACAACAAAUCAGUUUCCCUGUCAACCAGGAAAAAAAACUUAUUCCAUUAUGAGGUACUUAAUGUGUAUGAUAAUGCCAAUUAGUCAAGUUUUUGUAAUUGAUUUUUACUAGUAAUCUAUUAUUGAAUGGUUGAAUGGAGGAUUAGAAAAAUACCCAAUUUAAUGCCACAAUAGGUUGAUAAUGAAAUCCACUCCUGAAAAUGUAUAUUGUUGUAAUGAUUUCACAUCUUUACACUGGUCUAGGUUGUCCCACUAUGAACUAGUGUUUGUUAGGUACAUAAUGUUAAGUACCUAAUGUCAUGUUCUCUGAGAAUAGGAUACUAUUUUGCUAUACUCUUCUACGGUCAAAGAGGAGAGUUGUGGGGGAAUGAUUUAUCCUGUGAUGUUAUUGUUUUUCCAAGCUACAUUUUUUAAUUGUACUGUCAUCACGCGAAAAAUGUUUAUUAUUUUGUUUUUUUUUGUUUUCGUGUUAUGUUAUCCAGAAGUUGUUAUAAACUUUUAAGACUGAAAAUAAAUCCAAUGUCCAUCA
Esox lucius (northern pike) is the source of this 6769-nucleotide messenger RNA. It is a transcript of the gene col4a5, whose product is annotated as collagen, type IV, alpha 5 (Alport syndrome). The coding region runs from base 186 to 5246 and encodes 1686 amino acids. Gene Ontology annotation, molecular function: extracellular matrix structural constituent. The record is from RefSeq and is a predicted model, not a curated record. The transcript has 50 exons. Gene Ontology annotation, cellular component: basement membrane; collagen trimer. NCBI's taxonomy places the organism in Eukaryota, Metazoa, Chordata, Actinopteri, Esociformes, Esocidae.